UUUGCCGUGCGCGGGACGGGGCUGAGGGACACGGCAUCUGCCGCCCCUCAGCCCCGGAGGAAGCCUGGGGAUCCGCUGGUGCCGGGGCGCUCCCGCGGGGCUCCGGGCGGGGACCCUCUGCAGCUCCCGCUCUCCGUCCCGGCCGGGCGGCCGCCCCCGCCGCCUCCGUAGCCAUCCCGCGGGUCGCGCUCCUGCCGCGCCGCUCGCCGUCGCUGCAAAGAGCGGCUGCUCGGGGCUGGAGCGUCCGUGGUGUCGCGGUGGCUCCGCCGUUCCCCGGAUCGGGCCCUGCGGCUGUGGAGGCGCCGAAAGUGUUUUCUCCCACGAAGGAAGCUGUCACAGAAAGUGAAAGAUGAAGCCUCUUGUUCUCUUGGUUCUUGUGAUCUGUACUGUAGUCAGCAUGAAUUUGAAGCUCGUGUCAAAGAGAAAUUCUGUUGAUGGUUGCAUUGACUGGUCAGUGGAUCUCAAGACAUACAUGGCUUUGGCAGGUGAACCAGUCCGAGUGAAAUGUGCCCUUUUCUACAGCUAUAUCAGAACUAAUUAUAGCAUGGCCCAAAGCACAGGUCUUAGGCUUAUGUGGUACAAAAACAAAGGAGAUUUAGAAGAACCCAUUAUAUUUUCUGAAGUUAGGAUGAGCAAGGAUGAAGAUUCAAUUUGGUUUCAUUCGGUUGAGUUGCGAGACAGUGGUUUCUACACAUGCGUUCUAAGAAACUCGACAUACUGCAUGAAGGUGUCCAUGUCCUUGACAGUAGCUGAGAAUGAAUCUGGGCUUUGCUACAACAGCAAGAUCAGAUAUCUGGAAAAAUCAGAAGUCACUAAGAGAAAGAAAAUCUCCUGUCCUGAUAUUGAGGAUUACAAAACAGCUGGUCAAGAGCCUGAUGUGGUGUGGUAUAAGGAAUGUAAGCCAAAAAUGUGGAGAAGCGUUGUAAUUCAGAAGGGGAAUACUCUGUUAAUACAAGAAGUCCAGGAAGAAGAUGGAGGAAAUUAUACUUGUGAACUAAAGUUUGAAGGCAAACUUAUACGAAGAACAGUUGAAUUGAAGGUUACUGCUUUACUCACAGACAAACCUCCAAAGCCGUUGUUCCCCAUGGAGAACCAGCCAACUGUUAUAGAUGUCCAGCUGGGAAACCCACUGACUGUGGCCUGCAAAGCUUUCUUUGGAUUCAGUGGAGAAUCAGGCCCCAUGAUCUACUGGAUGAAAGGGGAAAAAUUCAUAGAAGAAUUAGAAGGUCACAUUAGAGAAGGCGAAGUCAGACUUCUCAGAGAACAUCUUGGAGAAAAGGAAGUUGAACUGACAUUGAUCUUUGAUGCUGUAGAGGAGGCAGACCUGGCUAACUAUACGUGUCACGUGGAAAACAGAAAUGGACGGAAACAUGCCAGUGUUCUCCUGCGCAAGAAAGAUUUGAUCUACAAAAUAGAACUUGCCGGAGGACUGGGAGCCAUCCUUCUUCUGCUUAUUUUGCUCGUGACCAUCUAUAAGUGCUACAACAUAGAGUUAAUGCUAUUCUACAGGCAGAACUUUGGAGGAGACGAAGCAGCUGAUGACAACAAGGAAUAUGAUGCUUAUCUUUCAUACACCAAAGUGGAUCCUGAUGCAUUAGAUUGUGAAAAUAAUGAAGAGGAGCAGUUUGCACUUGAAAUUCUGCCGGAUGUUCUAGAAAAGCACUACGGAUAUAAGCUUUUCAUUCCGGAUAGGGACCUGAUCCCUAGUGGAACCUAUAUUGAAGAUCUCACAAGAUGUAUUGAACAAAGCAGAAGACUCAUUAUCGUGUUAACUCCAGACUAUGUUCUCAGGAGAGGAUGGAGUAUUUUUGAGAUGGAAAACAGACUCCAUAACAUGCUAGUCAGUGGAGAAAUCAAAGUUAUUUUGAUUGAGUGUACUGAAUUAAAAGGGAAAGUGAAUUAUCAUGAAGUGGAAUCUUUAAAGCACACCAUCAAACUUCUCUCAGUGGUCAAGUGGAAAGGACCAAAAAGCAGCAAACUGAAUUCUAAGUUUUGGAAGCGCCUAGUCUUUGAAAUGCCGGGGAAGAAAAAGGAGGUGGUGUCUCGGCAUCAGGUCCUGGAUUCUGCAGAGCAGGGCCUUUUUGGAGACCUCCAGACUGUACCCUCUCUUGCCGUCACCGGCACUUCUGCCACGUUGGUAGAAUCGCGGGCUGAUUUAACUGAUUACCAUCAAGCGGACUCUGUGCAAAUGAGGCAUUAUUGCAGAGGAUAUGAAUAUGAUGUGUCAGCGGCAACAUUGCCAAUAGCUUCCAUAAGCAACCAUCACACAUACUGUAACAUACCCUUGACACUACUAAAUGGACAGCUACCUCUUAACAAUACCAUGAAGGAUCCCCAAGAGCCUCACAGGAACAACCCGUUGCUACCUUUAUCAGCAAAGGAGCUUAGCUUCACCAGUGAUAUUUGGUAGUGAAGAUCAGGACAUUUUGGGAUGCUUCAUGACUGCCAUGAAGAUGCAUUUUUAAAGAACUUUGGCCUAACCCCAUGGGGUGAGAAAAGAUAUUCGAAGCAGCAGCACACUUGUUUGCUUUUCUACUUGAACCUUUUGUUUACAUUUAGAAAUUACUGACAAAGGGGGCAUUCUUUUGUAACUUGGUAAUGUCCUUCCUGUCUUUUAAUGUACAAUUUUAUUGCUUCUUUAAAAAGGAGGGGGAAUAGAAAAAAAACAGAUCCCAUCAUUUUACAGUAGGUUUACAAUCUGGGAUGGAUAAAAGGUCACGGUACAUGAUCUCCCACAUUCAUACAUAUUUAGGUAAUAGUAUUCAAAAUACACAGAAGUUGUUGGGUUUUUGUUAUAGACUGCAGUACAGUUUGAAAUUCUAAUCAUGCUACGAAAAUGAUCAUCUCCUGCACAGACCAGGUGAAUCCUUCUCAGAAGGAGGGAGGAGGAAACCUCCCUGGUAAUGUUGUCUCACAAAUACAUUUUAGAAGAUGACCAGCUGAAACAAUGCAGGUGAAGCUUUAUCAAUAAAGUGCAUAGUAACAGUUGCUGCAGAAUAAAUCACCUGCCCACAUCAACAUCUCUUCAUUUUAUUAUUGAGGCAUGUUGUAUUCCUAGUCAAUGAUUAGCAAUGUGGUUUUAUUAAACAACUUACUAGAAUAUCAGAAGAUGUUUAGGAGGAUUUUAAAUAAUUUUUCUGUCAAUUAUAGAUUAUUUCACUAUUUUUUGCAGAUUUUUAAUGACUUUUUUUAAACAGUUUAAGUAUGAAUUUAUGUCUGUCAGUCAAUUCAUUACUCUGAAAUUUCUUAAAAUCUCUUGAGCUCUUUUAAGAUUUGUAAUAAAGGCAAUGUAAUUUUACAUAGGAUUUUUUUUUUUUCCAAAAUCAGUAGUUACAAUUUGAAAUCAACCUUUUUUGUGAGAACAUCAGCAAUAGAAAAUAAUGACUAGAGCAAUAUUCAGAGAUGAAGCGCUAAAUUAUUCAGGUUUACUAGUAGUCUAGUGCGGUGAUAAUCACCUGAGACAGUUUUCUCUCUGUUUAUCUACCUAUCAGUUUAGGUCCCUUUUAAACAUGGCCAAAACAGGAACAUUUCUGCUCUGUGCAACUAGUGAAAAGUGAUAAGCACCUGGUAAGGUCUUGCAUUUCUCACUUAUGUGAGUGAUCCCAUCAGUCAAAUAGGAUACUGCCAUUUAUCUUUCAUGGAAAGGAUUCUUGCUGCUUUUGGACCUACCCAUACUCAGCAUCAGGCUUCACUACUCAGCGAGUUAAGUUUUCUUUGGACCAGGACGUUUCAUGGAGAUUUCCACACUCUGUUGAUUCAGGGUUGCAGAAUCAGACCGUGGAGACAAUAGUAUUCAAGGAAAAAGCUCUAAAUAAUGAAGGCAGAAAACAGUUUUGCAAUUUUUGGCACAGUUUUAAUGAAAACACAGUAGACAUGAGAGUUUUGUUUCAGUAAGAUCUACUGGAGCAAGUUCCCCAAAAUAUUUUUAUGGCAGGCAAGCUUGCCUGUACUUCAGUAUGAUUUUAGCGUUGUUCUCUUUGCUUGCAUGAAUAAAAUCUCACACUCUGCACUUGGCUGCCUGCAGAUUCAUCGGCAAACAAGUUCAGUAAAUCCUUGACAUUUAGCGGUGGUUCCUAAAUUGCACCCUGCGGUCAAAUGGAAACAAACACUGACCUAAGACAGAAGUAUCCAGAAUUGGCCCAAAGGCCAUGAGAAUGAUCUCAAAUGUGCAGUAAUUCACCGAGGUCGGUAUUUUUCCAUUGCUUCUUUCCCCUGUUCUGUAUUCUGUGCCCUCUUACACCAGUUACUAUUGGUAAGAUUUUCAUUAGGUUCUGAAUAAUACAUAUUUCUCUUGUUUUUUUCUAGCAUUAUUAUGCAUUCAACACUAACACUGAAAAUGGAAAUCUAGAAAAUAUAUUAAUUUACUACACAUUAUAGAACUAUAACUUGCUCUUUUGUGAAGUUACGUUCCAAACAUAUGGGUGUUUAAUAUGCGUAUUUUUCUACUGAGAAAGUAAUUUUACCUCCAUUAUAAAUAUAUGUAUUUCAACCUCCUCCCAGAAAUUUACAGAAUUUGCACCGUUUUUUAAGUGUUUACAGACUGUGUUUACACUGGCUAUGUUCUUUAAUGCAAAGUGUGAUUUUUUUAAAAGGGAUAAAACUAAAAGAAAACCCUGCAUGAAAAGAGCUGCAUAUGUUUAAAUGAAAAGCUGUACUUUUCAUCGUUUUCCUUUCCACAUUACUUUAAAAUCUAGAUAAUUCACAUAGAAUGUUCAGUGAGAUUUUAAACCUACUGGUUCUGUACUAAGCAUGCAAACUCAAAAAAAAAAAAAAAGAAAAAAAAGAAAAAAAUGCAUAUGCAGGUUGAUCUGCUUCUUUUAUUUACAAUGACUAAAUAUGGGUAGCAAAUUCUUUUACCUGAUGAUAAUGUCUCUUAGAGCAGUAGCUAUACAAAAGCAAAAUGCAGUCAUGUUUGCAUUGAGGUAACAUGAAAAGAACAGUUUUUCUGUCAUUUUGCAAAAGCACAUUGUGUGUCUGUGUACCGAUGUCUUUUAGUUAUAGAUGACAAAUCACAAUCUGCUUUAAGAUUUUGAAGUGUGUAUUGACAAUAUAGACGUGAAUCUGAA
This is a messenger RNA of Columba livia (rock pigeon), 5066 nucleotides long. It is a transcript of the gene IL1RAPL2, whose product is annotated as interleukin 1 receptor accessory protein like 2. The transcript has 11 exons. The record is from RefSeq and is a predicted model, not a curated record. Lineage: Eukaryota; Metazoa; Chordata; Aves; Columbiformes; Columbidae. Gene Ontology annotation, biological process: signal transduction. Bases 350 to 2410 code for a protein of 686 amino acids.